Molecule: messenger RNA, 1704 nt
Organism: Hansenula anomala
Lineage: Eukaryota; Fungi; Ascomycota; Saccharomycetes; Phaffomycetales; Wickerhamomycetaceae
Gene: SRB4
Product: Srb4p
Exons: 2
Coding region: 1-1704 (567 amino acids)
Biological process (GO): regulation of transcription by RNA polymerase II
Cellular component (GO): core mediator complex; mediator complex
Molecular function (GO): transcription coregulator activity
Source: RefSeq, a predicted model, not a curated record
AUGGGAGAAGAAGAGCUAGCUGAUAUACAAAUAACGCUAGAUUCCAAGCUUAUUGAUGAGCACGUUGAUGUGUUUGUGAGAGAUGAACAAAAACUUACACUAUCACAAUUGGUACCCAGAAUUAUUCAUGAAAGAGGACCAUUUGUUAAUCUAUCAGAGGACGAAUUGAAGAAAGAAAUUGAUGCUUUAACUGCCGAAGCUACAGGUGUUGAAAUACAAGACGAUACAGGUGCUAAUGCAGAAGUUGGUGGUCUCGAAGAAACUGAUGAACCAACUACUAAUACAAAUGAAGAAUUCUUCAAGAAUAAAAACGAAUCACUUCGAUUCAUAUCAACUGCUCUCAAUGAAUCAUCAUUAGCUCUUGAUUUUGUUUCAUUGCUUAUAAGUUGUGUUAGACCUGCAGCUGGUACUAUUUCAAUGUCACAACAUUUAAAGAAGUUUGUUCCCCCAGGUUCAUUAAAUUCAGAUAUAGUGAGCAAAUCAAUCUCUCCACAAGAAAGAGAAGCACAAUUCAAAGAGGAGAAAAUUGUUGGACAGGGCUGGAAACUAACAAGUCUUGAAAAUUCUGCUCAAAAAUUGAGAGAUUCAAGUGCAAGAUUAAGUGAAGAAGUUUUAAAAGAGAAAACUUUUUGGGAUACAAUCAAGAAAAAUUUCAACAAUAAAGAAAUAUUAUACAAAACAAGAGAUAAAGUCACUGGGAAAAGAAUAUUUGCAGUUAAAUAUGGGUAUGAAGAUUCUGGGUCUACUUACAAGGUUCAAGGUAGUGCUGUUUUAAAACCAACAAAGAACAAUCAACAAAUGGAUUUUGUUCCAUUGAAUAAUGUGUCAGGCUCCGAGAAGAAACUGUUGAGAGUUAGGAUCAUGGCUAAACAGAAUAACGAUGAUGAAUACUCUAUCAUUGGUGAAUCCAAGAUUGAUGAAAAAUUUGGGAAUGAUGACUCCAUAAGAUCUCAAAUCGCCAAGGCUAGAUAUUUUAUCUUUGAAGAGGAAUUAUUCAAUCAACUGAUUGAGGAGGCCAGUACUUUAAUUGCAUAUAAUGUGAAGGUUGAGAGUGAAACCAAGCUAUCUAUCAUUCUGAAUGAUGAGAUAAUAGAAAUUGAGUAUGUGGAGUAUGACGAGGGAAAAACUCCAACUCAAGAACCAUUUAUUGAAAGAUCUGCAAAUGCAAGAGCUGAACUAAUAUCUACAUAUCUCAGAUUAAUGCUGACUGUGAAAUACAAAAAAAAUCUUGAAGCUAAAAAACAACCAGUUGUUGUCAAGAAUUCAAACCAAAAUAGAUUACUCUCCACACCAUACACACUUGUUUUACGCCCAUUGGCUGGUCAUUUUAAACAUGAACAAAAUUUGAAAAAAUUAUAUCAUAUGAUUAAAGAUAUAUUGAAAAAUGUAUCAAAUUCAACAUUCACAUUAACAAAAUUUGCCAAUAUUAAAAAGAAGGAAAAUGAACAGGAUCCUUUCAAAAGAAUUUUCACACCUCCCUUAUCUAAAUUCAAUUUGUUGAUAAAUGAAUCCUUGAAAAUUGAAGUUUCGUUAAAUUCAAUUGAUUUCUUGAAUCAAUUCAUUCAUGUUACUGCAUUCCAAGCUGAAGAUUUAUUUGGAGAUGAUCAGAAAAAAGUGUUGGAUGUUGAUUUCGAAGACUACAGACAAGUUGAAGAAUGUUUAGAAUGGUUGAUUGAAGAAUACAAAACAAAAGAUGAGGAAUAA